AUGAAUCACCUGAGGAAGGGCACGAGUUGGCGUAGAAAUGCCGAGACGUCGUUCACGUCUUCGGAAACGUCACUCUCCGAAGACACCGAGCAGAUCCUGUCCUGGUGGCAACGGUUCGUGCAGCGACCAGAUCAGCCGGAUCGCCGAGACUCUGCGAUUGAGAAGGAUCGCCAGGUUGCGUACGGUUCUGCUCCGCUCGCCGCGUCUCCCAGAGAAGCCGCGCUUCGCCGCCCAUCGCCCUUACCUUACGCGGCACGGCCAUUCCCGGUAAAGGACUCCUCUUCAUCAGGGUGCACGGAGGAGGACACCGACGCGUCCCAGGUGUCCCUGACUACAAGCCUGUGCUACGCUGUGCUCGUGCUCACCACGGCAUUGCUGGCGCUAUCCACAGCGGUAGUGCUGGUCCGGCUGGUACCCCGCACCAGCGAAAUCGCGUCGUCACACAAUGCAGCCCAAGGAUCCAGAGACCACAGCGGUGUCCCACGCUCUGCAAUGGCACCACCACCGACAGCGAAGACGACGGUCCAUGCUACUGCGCCCCGUGCACGUGGCGAAGGCUUGUUGCAUGCCGUGGGCUCCGCAACAGAAGAGAGAAAAGAACAAGCUGCAACCACCAGGAUAAGCGUGGUCCACGAAAAUUCGGAAAAUAAUACGGCGCAGCACCUUCGAGGGUUUACGAAAAACAUGAUCACAACAGUGUCUCCAGGUGGAGAAGGCUCAGAUCAGAGCAACCACCACCACCUGUGCGACAUUGUGUUCUACACGCACUGCCCGAGGACCGCUCGCGAGUUCUACUUCAACGGAGUGACAAACUCAUGCAUGAGAGCGACCACGUCCUACGGUGCGGAGGUGUGCAAUCGCAGCCCCAACAGGUUCGCCUCCAGGGCGAGCUGCGAAAAAAGCUGCGUGCACGUCAGCCGCCCCUCGGGAAGAUGCCUAGACAGGCCCGUCUUUUCGCAAUGCAGGAGCGCUGACCUCAAGAGGAGCCUGUGGUUCUUUGAGGGCGAAACGUGCCGACCGUGGGACUUCCCCUCGGGGAGGUGUCCCAUGUCUGAUGGUGACCUCUUCGGCAGUCGACAAGCAUGCAUCGACAAGUGCCUUAAGAACGAGAUGUACCUGCCGCUGUGCCGAACACCGCCGUCGGGAAACUGCGGCAGUCACCACCUUAAGUUUCCGUACUUCGCGGUCAAGCCACGCGGCUCGCUCAAGAUGCGGUGUCUCAAGACGUCGGCACUGGGCCUGCAGAAACGACUCUGCCUCACCGGGACUAACCGAUUUUCCACACUCGGAUCCUGUAAGAGGACCUGUGGCCACGACGGGGCUUGGAGGCGUCGAAGUUGACUCCGGCUGACCCGCCGUCGUCCUA
Molecule: messenger RNA, 1366 nt
Organism: Dermacentor silvarum
Lineage: Eukaryota; Metazoa; Arthropoda; Arachnida; Ixodida; Ixodidae
Exons: 5
Coding region: 1-1341 (446 amino acids)
Molecular function (GO): serine-type endopeptidase inhibitor activity
Source: RefSeq, a predicted model, not a curated record